Naumovozyma castellii is the source of this 1164-nucleotide messenger RNA. It is a transcript of the gene CLB6, whose product is annotated as B-type cyclin CLB6. NCBI's taxonomy places the organism in Eukaryota, Fungi, Ascomycota, Saccharomycetes, Saccharomycetales, Saccharomycetaceae. The transcript has a single exon. Bases 1 to 1164 code for a protein of 387 amino acids. The record is from RefSeq and is a predicted model, not a curated record.
AUGUCAACGACCAAUACUCACUCUCAUACUGAAUUAAAGAAAAAGGGCAGAGUAGCACUGGCGGAAAUACAAUUCAACCCUCAAGUAACACAUAAUAAUGAUGAUGAUGUCAAGAUCAAACUACGAAGGGAUUCCAGUUCUAGCUCGAAAAAGAGGAAUGUGUCUUCUGUACUUGGCGAUAAUGAUAAUGACAAUGUAUCUGUUUCUAAAAAACUAAAAAUAUAUAGGGAUGAUGAAGAUACCGACCUAGCUGAUAAUGAAAAAACACUGGUGGAAGAUAUUGGAAAGGAGGUGGUGACAGAUACGUGGAGAAAUCUAGAUUUAUUGGAGAAGAACGAUGUCUCCAUGGUGGCAGAAUAUUCAAAUGACAUAUUCACAUACCUUUACAAUCAAGAAAAUAUAUAUCAACCGACGCAUAAUUAUCUACAAGAUCCAGAGUCACCCUUCUAUAUUCGUCCCUCCAUGAGAGCCAUUUUGGUGGAUUGGCUUGUAGAGGUUCAUGAAAAAUUUUCUCUUGUACCUGAGACUUUAUUAUUGGGAAUUAAUAUAAUGGAUAGAUUUCUUUCGUUUAAUAAGGCAACAGUGAGUAAACUACAACUCUUAGCUGUUACAUCAUUAUUCAUUGCUGCUAAAUUUGAAGAGGUUAAUCUGCCCACUGUAACCACCUAUUCUUACAUUACGGAUGGGGCUGCAUCCAUUGAUGACAUUAAAAGUGCUGAAUUAUUCAUUUUGAAAAGUUUAAAAUUCCAAAUUAGUUGGCCCAAUCCUCUAAAUUUCUUAAGAAGAAUUUCAAAAGUGGACGGAUAUAAGUUCGAAACAAGAAAUAUGGGUAAAUUCUUACUAGAAUAUAUCAUGAGUUGCCCUAGAUUUGUCAGUCUAAAACCUUCCGUGACAGCUGCUUUAGCAAUGUAUACUGCAAGAAAGAUUAAAGGAGACAAAGAAAUUUUUUGGGAUUCAACUUAUAUUCAUUAUAGUGGAGGCAUAGAUGCUGAUCAUGAUUUAAAUUUUCAAGGAUAUUAUAGAGAGUUAAUUGAAGAGUUAGCUAAUCCAACUACCGAAUUGCAAUCAUUAAUGAACAAAUACAAGAAACCAGCAUUUAACGCUGUAUACUACAAAAUAAGGCACCUGAUUAAAAAGGAAAUUAAGAAGUAUCAGGAAGAAUAA